Messenger RNA from Monopterus albus (swamp eel), 4707 nucleotides. Its product is annotated as mitochondrial import inner membrane translocase subunit tim16-like. The transcript has 28 exons. NCBI's taxonomy places the organism in Eukaryota, Metazoa, Chordata, Actinopteri, Synbranchiformes, Synbranchidae. Bases 89 to 2884 code for a protein of 931 amino acids. The record is from RefSeq and is a predicted model, not a curated record. Gene Ontology annotation, cellular component: TIM23 mitochondrial import inner membrane translocase complex. Gene Ontology annotation, molecular function: protein binding. Gene Ontology annotation, biological process: protein import into mitochondrial matrix.
UGUCAGCUGCAUCAGGAUCCCUCUGCUGAGUACUAACUAGCUUGACAGAGACACCCGGAAGGCACGAAAGUAAUUUUGAGAGUGCGGAAUGAAUCGCUUUAAACCCUCCAAAUUCAAGAACACCACUCCGAAAAUUGCAAAGAAAGAUGGAUGGAUCAACAAUGUUCGGACUGGUUCCUUCUCCUGCCAGGGGAACCAUAUCAAAGCGAACUCCAAGCUGGUGGCCUUCAAUACCGAGCAGGCUGGUGGAGGUAUGCUGGGCCUGUCUUCAGUCAAACCCGGCUCAGAUGGCCAAUGGACAGUCGCCCAGAUCUCCUGCCAUUCUGAUCUAGUGACUGAUAUGGACUUUUCUCCUUUUGAUGAGCAUCUCCUGGCAACAUGCUCUGCAGAUGAAAUGGUGAAGCUGUGGCGUUUGUGUGAUCCAGAGCAGGAGCAGCCCGGCAGUCCAGAGCUGACUCUCCGUCCAGGUCGGGGCCGGCUGGAGGUGGUGCACUUCCACCCCACCUCCUCUGGCUUGCUGGCCAUAAGCACUGCUAAGUCUCCUCUGAUUUGGGACAUCAGUUGCCAAGAUGCACCACUAGCAGUUCUGGAGCAGCACAGUGAUCAGCUGCAGAGUCUGAGCUGGAAACAGGACGGCUCCCUGCUGGCUUCCUCCUGCAAGGACAAGAUGUUGCGUGUGUUUGACCCCAGAGCCCAGCUAACACCUGUUCAGAGUGCCAAGUGUCUCCAGAACAACAAGGAUUCACGCAUCCUGUGGGCCAAAGAUGAGCUUUUACUGACCAGCGGUUUUGAUAUGAUGCGUAGUCGGGAGGUGAGGCUUUGGGACAACAGGAAGUUGAGCUCUUCUCUCAGCUCUGUGUCACUUGGCACUUCGAGUGGGCUGCUGAUCCCUCUUUUUGAUGAAGACACUGGUCUGCUCAUACUAGCUGGCAUGGGAGACACUGUGGUUGAUUGCUUUGAAGUCUCUUCAUCUGAACCUUUCCUCUCUCAAGUGAGCCACUGUCUGACAGAUACCUCGACACGAGGUGUUGCCAUGGUACCCAAGCUGGCAUUGGAUGUCAUGUCCUGUGAAGUGAUGCGUGUGCUGCAGCUGACAGACAGUUGCAUUGUGCCAAUCAGCUAUCAAGUUCCUCGCAAGCAUUCAGGCCAAGAGUUUCAUGAAGAUCUUUAUCCAGACACUGUGGGCAAGACUCCAGCCAUGUCUGCUGAUGAGUGGUGGCAGGGAGGGAACAAGCAGGUGGAGAAAGUCAGCCUUCAUCCAGACAAACGGCCCAAGCCAAAGGUUCCACCUGCAAAACAGAUGCCUGCUAAGAAGGAGCUGGCCAGUGUGGGAAGCAAGGAGGAUCCAGCACAUGGCUGCUCCACAUCCAGUAGUCCUCUGAGCACCCCCAGGAGCAGCAGCGCUGCACCGUCCCGCUCUCCCUCCUCCACCUCCGGUCUCUCCUCAGGCUUCCUCCCCAGCCCCAGUUCCAGCCGGGGCACCAAGGCUAUCCAAAGCCUGCUUGGAACAACCUCCAGGUUUCGUCACAUCCAGGGUGCAGUGAUGCAUCGAGACACACACAUCACCAAUGUGCGGGGCCUCAACCUGACUACACCUGGUGAGUGUGACGGCUUCUGUGUCAACCGCCAACGUGUGGCAGUGCCCCUCGCCAUCUCCGGAGGCCAGAUCGCGAUCUUUGAGCGCUCUCAGCCAGGCAAGCUACCAGACACAGCCUUGCCCACCAUCCAAAACUCUGUAAAUGUGGCCGACUUCUCUUGGGAUCCCUUUGACACACACCGGCUUGCUGUAGCUGGUGAUGAUGCUAAGAUCCGUGUGUGGCAGAUACCACAGGGAGGGCUGAAAGAGACCCUGACCGAGCCUGAGCUCAUCUUGCAAGGCCACACGGAAAAGAUUUACUCCAUCAGGUUCCACCCUCUGGCCAGUGGACUGCUGGUGUCUUCAUCCUAUGAUCUCACAGUCAGACUGUGGAACCUGGAGAGCAGAGAGCAGGUCAAACUCCUCACUGGACACCAGGACCAGGUCUUUGGUAUGGCAUGGAGCCCAGAUGGCAAGCUCCUGGCCACAGUGUGCAAAGAUGGGAAAGUUCGUAUCUAUGACCCUCGAAAGUCCACUGCACCUGUGCAGGAGGGCCCAGGUCCUGAGGGCCCCAGGGGAGCUCGUGUUGUGUGGGUGUGUGAGGGCAAAUACCUGCUGGUGUCAGGAUUUGACAGUCGCAGUGAGAGAGGACUCUACAUGUACUCUGCAGACUCCCUGUCCUCUGGAGCCAUAGCCAGCACUGGGGUAGACGUCUCCCCUUCCACGCUCAUCCCUUUUUAUGACCCUGACACUAGUGUGGUCAUCCUCACUGGAAAAGGUGACACCCGCGUUCACAUUUAUGAGUUGGUCCCUGAAGAGCCGUACUUUAUUGAAUGCAGCAGUUUUAAUUCUCCUGAGCCACAUAAGGGCUUGGCCUUUUUGCCCAAGACAGAGUGCAAUGUGCGUGAAGUGGAGAUAGCUGUAGCACUAAUGCUCACCAAGACAACCAUAGAGCCAGUGGCCUUCAAGGUGCCACGGGUCAAGAAAGAGUUUUUCCAGGAUGAUGUAUACACAGACACAGCAGUCUGGUGGGAACCAGCCAUGACCGUCUCUGCUUGGCUGGCUGGCUCCAACGGCCAACACAAGAAGAUCAGCCUGAAGCCUAAAGACAUGACACCAGUGAGUGAGGCCCCCAAAGAGGCACCGGUUAGAAAAUACCUGCCCUCCUCUGUUUACCUGGAGGAGAAGACUGAUGAACAGAAGAAAGAGGAGCUGCUGAGUGCCAUGGUGGCUAAGUUGGGGAACAUGGACGACCCGCUGCCCCAGGAGUCCUUCCAGGGGGUUGAGGAGGACGAGUGGGAUGACUAGAGGGGAUGUCAGUUUGCCUUUGCUUCAGUCAUGGUGCCAACACAGAAGACGGAUCAGUUCAAGUUCGAUGUUACCACUCUUGAGGUGCAACGGUGCCACCCAGGCAUCAUCUGAGCGAUAUCAGCUAACAUCUCGGCCUGCUGCACACACAAAGAACACGUGAAAUAAUCUUCAACAAAGUCUAUAAAUGCCCUGGCUUUGUGUUCUGGGACAAAAUUCUCCAUCUAUCACAGUAUCUGUUUCGGUAUUGAAAAUCAUAUGUCUUGUUGAUGCUGAUCAGACCCAUGAAAUCUUAUAUGAAAAUCAUUUUAGCUGGAAUCCUUAAAUAAUUCAAAGGUCACUCUGUAAUAAUUCUGACUAAUUCCUUUUUUAAUGGUUAGGUAAACAAUAUAAAUAUUUUACCUUGAUGAAAAUAUUUAGACAAACCCACCCUAAAAGGUGAUACAAGAAAAAUUAUAAGUAAAUACACAUAAAUCAUUCAGUAUAUAAGGACAACUCAAAGAUUUCUGGUAAACCAUUGUCAGCACAAUGUGAGUAAAACUGCAGACAAUCAUAGCAAUAAUACCGCAUGUUUAUGCUACAUUACCAGUUAACUGUCACUGGAUAACACAGACUUAACUACAAGCUACACUGACUACAAACAAAUGAUGAGUAUUUUAGCACAGCAUUUUAUAUGUGGUAUGUGGCCACAAUACAAUCUGAGAUGUCCUAAUCUGUAAUUUUUUUGUUACCGGGAUACCAGACUGUGAAUUACUGUGUACAAAGUUGUCCAUAGUAUGUGCACAUUUAUCCCUACUGGAACAUUACUUGGUUUUUCUACUGGCCAUGUCAUAUGAUCACACUCAGUCACAAUGUGUCUUUGAAAAAUUUAAUGUUGCAAAAAAAAUGAACGAGUGAAUAACAAGUGAACAAUGUGCAUCUGACCUUGUCUUCCUGUUUGGUCAGGUAAAACACACGUGCUUAUUGUAAUAUGUUGAAGCCUUCAGCAGCAAAAACCACACUGAGGAUUAAACAGGGUGACCAGUAUUCAUGUUUGACCAUGAACUGGAGUUUCUAAUCAUAAAAACAUUCACAGUUUACUUAUCUUUUUUAGAAUAAAAUGCAAUUUUAUCAUAAAUAUGCAUUUCUUUAUUGGUGCCAGUUAGAUUGGGUUGAAUGUUUUGCUAUCUCACAGGUAUGUACAGCAUAUGCAAGAGUUAAAGGUCAAUAGAAACAAAAUGCUUUUAUGCACUGAAAGCCAAACCACCUCCUUUUUGAGUUUUAAGCAGGACCUUUGGAUACCUUUACAUGGUUCCUUCCUUCUCUUGUUUGCUGGACUGUUUCACUUUCACCUUUGACCCUUGUUGAUUUUCAAUUUAUUUCGGGGAUAUUCCCACUAAACAAGCUAAUUUUCUUACCUAAUGUUAACGUGUUAGUAGUCAUGGUGUUAUUUAGACAGUAGCAGUACAGUAUUAAUAACUUACAGCGCAGCCAUAAGAGCCAGUCUAAUUGUAACGGUCUAAUCAGGGUUACAGCAAUAUCAUCAGUCUUGGACCGACUGAGUUUGUUUACAACCUCUGAUGGACUGAGACCAUCUGAUACAGCCAUGCAUGAUUGUGUUGUACACAUGAACUGCUGAUGUUAGGUGUUUGUGCGAUGUAUACUGUAUGUAAUUGUAAUUCUUAAAUGCCAUACUAUGUAAUAUUUGGGUUGGAUUAACUUGCCUUUCUUUUUUACAGUGAGUAAAGCUUUUUUUCAUCUUACUUGAGUAAAUGGUUUGUAGUUUUUUAGUAUUGUCUUGUAAAUGCCUUUUAAAUGUAUUACUUACUUGUCUUUGUGUGAUU